AUGACCGUCACCACUUCUCCUCUUCGCAAACUGUCUAACUCUCGGAAUACCAACGAACAAUUCCAGGCCUUGGAUCGUGCCUUGGCAAGGAGAUAUGUCUUUCGUCUGCUUCACGAACAAAGGUUGCGUAGAGUGCAAGAACAAUCUCAAGGCGACGUGAUAUUCAAACCAAGAGCAGAAAUAUGUGACGAUCCAUCUUCCUCGCGUAUUACAGCCACGCUUGAACUUCCCGGCAUGAAAGCAGAUGAUGUACGGGUCACACUCGAGCGCAAUAACCUUCUCGCUGUUUCAGGCGAACGCGUCUCAAAAGCACCUUCUGAUCAGUCUGCAUCCGUGAACUAUCCUGUGAGGGAGAUCAAGUACGGAAAGUUUCUUCGUACACUGGAUGUUCCAUCUGGUACAAUGAUGAGUACCAUAUCAGCGACAAUGAGUGAUGGCAUGCUGCUCGUAUCUUGGCCUCGCUUUCCUCCGGGCGCUAUAUCUCGUUCUCCGCAGUGA
Suillus clintonianus is the source of this 498-nucleotide messenger RNA. RefSeq names its product HSP20-like chaperone. NCBI's taxonomy places the organism in Eukaryota, Fungi, Basidiomycota, Agaricomycetes, Boletales, Suillaceae. The transcript is spliced from 3 exons. Gene Ontology annotation, biological process: response to hydrogen peroxide; response to salt stress; response to heat. Bases 1 to 498 code for a protein of 165 amino acids. The record is from RefSeq and is a predicted model, not a curated record.